AUGAAACGCUUUCAACACAGAGAUUCUCAGGAAAAUAAAGACGCUUUGCAAAAGGAGUCAGAACAACUUCAUCUCGUCAGAAGAGGGCUUAUUUCUGUACCUGAUUUGUCGAAGUUCUCCAUGCUGAGACGUGUGUGGCUCAACAAUAACAAGAUCCGAGAGGUCUCCAGAACUUCAUUUAACUGUCGCUUGACCGAACUGUAUCUUCAGAACAAUGAUGUUAUCUCAAUUUCAGGUGCAUUGAGACACCUGCCAUGUCUAUGUGUGCUACUCCUGCACAAUAACCAGAUGAAGAGUCUGGAGGACACUGUGGCAGAGCUGAAGAACAUGCAGAAACUCCAUACUCUUUAUCCUGAAUAUCGCCAAUAUGUGGUCAACCAUUUGCCAUUUGUGCAGUUUUUAGACAGAAAAGAAGUUAAGAAAGGGGAAAGAAGGCAAGCUUUCAAGCUGUUUUGCAUAGAAAGACAGAGGGUACUGGAUUCUAUUGCCUUUGGCAGACGAGUAUUAUCGCCUCCUGCAGGAAGGAAAUUGACCAACAAGAUCAGGAAACAAGCAGGUCAACACAGCUCAAGGAAAAGCUGCCUUUCUGAUGGCACCAGAAACCCAUCAGUGAGCAGAUCUACACAGAAGUCCAUCAUACAGUUCUCCAUUAUGAACUGGAGUGGUACGAGUAUGGCUCAGUGGAACCAGCUAGAAGACUUGAGUAAACCUGCAUCCAACAUCCUAACUGUCAAACUUCGAUGAGUUCCAGAUGUCUGCCGCCACUUUAACCAUCAUCCUAAA
Molecule: messenger RNA, 783 nt
Organism: Xyrauchen texanus (razorback sucker)
Lineage: Eukaryota; Metazoa; Chordata; Actinopteri; Cypriniformes; Catostomidae
Product: leucine-rich repeat-containing protein 72
Exons: 9
Coding region: 1-744 (247 amino acids)
Source: RefSeq, a predicted model, not a curated record